Messenger RNA from Salmo salar (Atlantic salmon), 1212 nucleotides. Lineage: Eukaryota; Metazoa; Chordata; Actinopteri; Salmoniformes; Salmonidae. The record is from RefSeq and is a predicted model, not a curated record.
GAAAGCACACUGGAUAGAGAAACCGUGUCUGAGUAUAACGUCACCAUUACAGUUUCAGAUGAAGGGACUCCGCCUCUCUCCAGCAAUAAGAACAUAACUGUUAAAGUUUCAGAUGUAAAUGAUAAUCCACCCAAGUUUGAUCAACCUGUAUAUAGUAAGUCUAUUCAGGAAAACAACUCGCCAGGGUUUUCUAUAUUCUCAGUGAGAGCGGGUGAUGCUGACUGGGGUCAAAAUGCCCGCGUCUCCUACUUUCUCGAUGAUAAACAAGUUAACGGGGUGACUGCUUCCUCUUUCGUCUCAGUAAAUUCAGAAAAUGGCGCCAUCCAUGCUGUUAGGUCAUUCGAUUAUGAACAAAUCAAGUCGUUUCAAUUCAACGUCACUGCCCGUGAUGGAGGGUCUCCACCUCUCAGUUCAAUGGUCGCUGUUAGAAUAUUAGUCCAGGACCAGAACGACAACUCGCCUCAGGUUCUGUACCCAGUCCAGACUAGCAGCUCUCUGGUGGCUGAAAUGGUGCCUCGUUCAGCAGAUGUGGGAUAUCUUGUCACUAAAGUGGUGGCUGUUGAUGUGGACUCUGGACAGAAUGCCUGGCUCUCCUAUAAACUGCAGAAAGCGACAGACAGGGCGCUGUUUGAAGUGGGCUUACAGAAUGGAGAAAUAAGAACUAUACGCCAAGUCACUGAUAAAGAUGCUGUGAAACAAAGGCUCACUGUUGUAGUGGAGGACAACGGGCAGCCCUCUCGUUCAGCUACAGUCAAUGUUAACGUGGCGGUGGCGGACAGCUUCCCUGAAGUGCUCUCGGAGUUCACUGACUUUACGCACGACAAGGACUACAACGACAACCUGACUUUUUACUUAGUCUUGGCUUUGGCUGUAGUCUCCUUUCUGUUCAUCACAUGUUUAGUGGUUAUUAUAUCAGUGAAAAUAUACAGAUGGAGACAGUCUCGCGUCCUCUAUCAUUCCAAUCUCCCUGUUAUUCCGUAUUAUCCACCGCGUUACGCAGACACUUUGGGGACAGGAACUCUACAGCACGUGUACAAUUACGAGGUGUGCAGGACGACUGACUCCAGAAAGAGUGACUGUAAGUUCGUCAGACCGUGUAGUCAGAACGUACUGAUAAUGGACCCCAGUUCUACAGGGACGAUGCAGCGGAUGCAGAGCGAAAAGAACAUCCUGGAAGAACCAGACUCCCCACUAGAGUAUGUCAGCGAGUGA